Pseudomassariella vexata is the source of this 738-nucleotide messenger RNA. RefSeq lists its product as uncharacterized. The record is from RefSeq and is a predicted model, not a curated record. NCBI's taxonomy places the organism in Eukaryota, Fungi, Ascomycota, Sordariomycetes, Amphisphaeriales, Pseudomassariaceae. Bases 1 to 738 code for a protein of 245 amino acids. The transcript has 2 exons.
AUGGGUUGGCUAUGGGCAUCAUCGCCAACCGCCAGGGCUCUCGACAGCGACAAACCCACCUCGCCAGCUCCAACUUCGAGUCCGGCUCCAGACUCGCCUCCUGUGGCCACCAGAGCCCCAGAGUCCGACUACAGUGACCCCGAGAUAGCCAAGUUCAUCGCUCAAGUCCAAGCAGAGUUCGGCAGCGCCAGCAGCAGCAAACCAACCGAGCCUUCUCGACCAGCGGCAGCUCCUGCCCUUGAACCCCCCAAGCCAGCAGCCACAGUCACCUCCCACACCGCAACCCCCCUUCAAACUCUCGACCCCAUCUCCGAAUCCACCCUCCCAACGACCAUGUCCUGCCGGCAAGCCUUCGACGCCGCCUUCUACUGCCAAAGCGUCGGGUCGCAAUUCCACGCCAUCUACCGCCAAGGCGAAGUACGUGGAUGCAGCGAACUCUGGGACGACUUUUGGUUCUGCAUGCGCACACGCGGCUACAGCGGUAAAAUCAAAGAAGAAGCCAUCAAGGACCACUACCGCCGCAAGGAGCUGUCCAAGUACUACGGUCCGGGGAAACCCAGCAGCACCGACGUCUGGGAGAGCCGCGAGGAAAAAGUGCCCUGGGAUUCGGAGUUUCGCCAAUCGUACCCGCGCCAGCCCGAUGUGUCUGAUGAGGAAUGGAGGAUUAUGGAGAUUGAGAGGCGGAGGAGGGCGCAAGAGGAGUUGGAUAGGGAGGCUGGGGGUCGGCUUCGGGAAUAG